AUGCGUACCUUCAAGGCAGAUAACUCGAAUCUGCCUUAUCUGAUGGCGUCAAAGAUAGCGCAAGCAACAACCUCGGCGACAGUUUCUAGCCCAGGGUUAUUUUUCCCCUCUAAGGUUUCUCCCGAGCUGUUCUUUCGGCCAUCGUGCCCUCCACUUGCAGUCGUGCGAGGCAAAGACCAAGAUUUACACGUGGAUCAUUCCUCUUCAACACGCACGCCUUCAUCGAACUAUGUUCGAUACAAUUCAACCACGCUCAUAAACCUGGACAGUGUGCCUAGGGCAGCAAUAUCUCGUAUGGUUCAAAAUUAUAUCAACAUUCAUCUUCCGCAGUACCCUUGCGUCUCUGGGGCUGCGUUGAACAGGAUCGUCCAGCGGGCGUGGCAAGGAGAGCUUGGGAAUUCGCAUUCUUUCCUCCUAGAUGACCCCCCCGAGUCGUCGGGGAGUCCCCCCCAAGGCCUGAGUGAAGAGACCAUCCGUGAACGAACGAACCUUUUCUGGGUCGCAUAUGGAAUGGAAAGAUCACUUUGCACAAACCUCAGGCUUCCAUUAUCGUUCCCAGAAGAGUCGAUUGCAGUGAAGCUCGAUCCUAUUGUCAAAGACCCAUUUCAGCAAAAUGUGGACAUUGACAGGCUCCUUCCACAGUCAGCCUCCAGCCAUAUAUGCCAUUACCGUGCGCUUGAGACUGAAGUGCAUCGUGUGUUGCAUCUCGAAGAAGACUUGCAGAAGUUCGGCUGCGAUACCAUCGAAAACUGGACGACGGACAUCAGCUCGAGACUUGGAGAAUGGUAUGAAACCGCCAAGCUUUAUACUCCGUACAACAUGCUUGAAUUCAAAGCGGUUCAAUUCCACCAUUUGAUUGCCCGCAUCCAUCGACCUACCCCUCGCUUAAGAACCCGAAGUGCGGAGGAUCGGCAGAUGGUUUUGAAUGCAUCAUUAGUACUCAUAGACGACUACCUCAGUCAAGAGCGCCGGCGCCGGCUUUUUUAUCCUUGGCAUGGGGUUCACAUCCUGUUCGAGACGGCUAUCAUUGCCCUGGAGGCCUGCUGGUCCUCGCGGCACUGGGACCAGGCGAAAUUACAGGCCAUGAGCGUCCUCGAAGUUUCGCUUCCUCAAUGUCUCGACCUUUUGAGGCAGAUCGGACAGAGAUGGAAUGAAGCAUCGCUUUGUGCGGAUCGAUUGGAGCCUCUGAUAAAGCAAGUGCAUUCAGUUCUUGCUACCACUGGAUAUGUCUUCGAUGAACUCGAGGCGCCGAUAACCAAGGAAAUCGAUGGGCUUCUUUUCCCUGAUGCUCCCCUCAUAUGGAAUCGAGACGCCUCUCAAGAUUUUACGGUCGGUGUCGCCGACGGCACUGACUUCUUGAACAGCUUUUUGGAAGAUGGGUUGGAGUUCUUCCAGUGGGACCCGGAGUGGGAUAUCAUGUCUUCGGAGACACUGUAG
This is a messenger RNA of Penicillium chermesinum, 1437 nucleotides long. RefSeq names its product fungal specific transcription factor domain-containing protein. The coding region runs from base 1 to 1437 and encodes 478 amino acids. Gene Ontology annotation, biological process: positive regulation of transcription by RNA polymerase II. The record is from RefSeq and is a predicted model, not a curated record. Gene Ontology annotation, molecular function: DNA-binding transcription factor activity, RNA polymerase II-specific; sequence-specific DNA binding. The transcript has 3 exons. NCBI's taxonomy places the organism in Eukaryota, Fungi, Ascomycota, Eurotiomycetes, Eurotiales, Aspergillaceae.